GCGCCGCCGGAGGAGGAGUCUCGGUCACUCUGUAAGCGGCACCGGGAAACAACCGGACUAUCUGUGAUUGACAGCGAGCGGAGAAACGACCGGAGCACUCCGACACACUUAAGUGUAGCCCUUCAUGUUCGGCUUGUACAUCUACAGACACACACACACAUUAACUGACGCACCUACAUCAGCCGUGCUUGCGCGUUCACCUGGAUAAGCAGAAGGUCGGUUACGCACGGUUUGGGGAAUUUGGAGAACACCUCGGGCAUUUAGCCUACCUGUUCAGCUGUGCCAGAGCGGCUCAGCCCGGCUAGGCUGGAUUAUAGGCAGCUGACAUGGCAAGAGGCUAGAAAGGCACGUUUUCAGAUGAAAGAGAAGACGUUCAAAAGAAGACUUUUACAAAAUGGGUAAACUCACAGUUGGCUAAGACAAUAAAACCACCCGUGGAGGAUCUGUUCUCAGAUCUGUGUGAUGGGAGACGCUUGCUGGAGCUACUGGAGGGGCUGGCAGGACAUGAGCUGGUGAGGUUGGAGAGGGGAUUCACACGCGUUCACUCACUCAACAAUGUCAACCGUGCUCUGCAGAUCUUGCAGAAGAACAAUGUUGAAUUGGUGAAUAUCGGAGCGGCGGACAUUGUUGAUGGGAAUCACAAACUGAUUCUCGGGCUCAUCUGGAGCAUCAUUCUUCACUGGCAGGUAAAGGAUGUGAUGAAGGAUGUGAUGGCAGACCUACAGCAGACCAACAGUGAGAAGAUUCUGUUGAGUUGGGUUCGUCAGAACACGCGCCAGUAUCCUCAGGUCAAUGUGGUUAACUUCUCCAGUAGCUGGAAUGAUGGAUUGGCCUUCAAUGCCCUCAUCCACAGCCACAGACCUGAGCUGUUUGAUUGGACCGUAGUAGAGAAGAAACCAUCUGUGAUCGACAGACUGGAACACGCCUUUAAUAAGGCAGAACAACACCUUGGGAUAGAGAGACUGCUGGACCCUGAGGAUGUGGCGGUGCCUCACCCUGACAAAAAGAGUGUCAUGAUGUACGUGACAUCACUCUUCCAAGUUCUUCCCCAAAGCAUUUCCAUGGAAGCCAUCCAGGAGGUGGAGAUGCUGCCGCGGGCAGCUAUAACCAACGUUGCCCGGGUGACGACAGAGGAGCGCUACCAGAUCCAGACCCAGCAGCGCUUUUCCCAGCAGAUCACAGUGAGUGUGGCUCAAGGCCGAGUGCGGAGUCCCUCCCCUCAGCCUCGCUAUAAAAGCUAUGCCUACACCCAGGCUGCAUAUGUCAAGUCGCCUGAGCAAAAGAGGAGGCGUUUUACUGAUCAGUUCCUAAGUCCUGGCCAGGAGGAGCUACAGCGAGGCCUCAGUCCUUUGCCUCCAGGCUCCACCAGUCUGGAGAGCUACCAGGCUGCACUGGAGGAGGUGUUGACAUGGCUGCUGUCGGCUGAAGAUGGGCUCCAGGGACAGCCUCCAAUAUCCAACAAUGUGGAAGAGGUGAAGGAGCAGUUCCACACACAUGAGGGGUACAUGGUGGAGCUGACCACCCACCAAGGCAGCGUGGGGCGGGUACUCCGGGCCGGCGCCGCCCUCCUGGGGGAGGGGAACCUGAGUGAAGAGGAGGACUCUGAAGUCAGGGAGCAGAUGAACCUCCUGAACUCCCGCUGGGAGCACCUGAGAGUGGCUAGCAUGGAGCGACAGAGCAGACUCCACGAGGUUUUGAUGGACCUGCAGCACCAGCAGUUGCAGCAGCUCACAAAGUGGUUGGAUGUAACGGAGGCACGGAUUAGGAGGAUGGGGGCCCAACCACUGGGUCCUGACCUGGAGGACAUCAAGCACCAAGUUGAAGAGCACAAGCUCCUCCAAGAGGACCUGGAGCUGGAGCAGGUGAGGGUGAACUCUCUGACCCACAUGGUGGUAGUGGUGGAUGAGACCAGCGGAGACAGUGCCACUGCUGUUUUGGAGAGCAAACUUCAGGUGCUAGGUGACCGCUGGGCUGCCAUUUGUAGAUGGACAGAAGAACGCUGGAUUCUACUUCAGGAGAUUUUACUGAAAUGGCAGCACUUCACUAAUGAACAGUGUUUAUUUGACUCGUGGCUGACUCAGAAGGAGGAGCUGGUUCGCUCCAUAAAGACCUCCAACCUGAAGGACCAGGCAGAGAUGGUGGCCUGCCUCCACCGUCUUGCUACGGUAAAGGCAGACCUGGAGGUGAAGCGUCCCACCAUGGACAAGUUAUGCUCCAUGAGUCAGGACCUGCUGUCCACUGUCAAGAACAAAGAGGUGGCCAGCAAACUGGAGGCCAGACUGGACAGCUUCGCCCAGCGCUGGGACCGUCUGGUCCAGAGUCUGGAGAUGAGCAGCUCCCUGCUCUCAUCGGCAGUCAGCGUGGCACAGCAGUCUGAGCUGACCCACUCUGUCACAGCGACCGUUACCAAGGUGACAACGAGGGAGAAGGUAUCAGCUGUACGCCAGACCCGAGAGUCACCGCCACCACAGAAGAAGAGACAAGUUGUGGUUGAUUCUGAACUCAGAAAAAGUUACAUGCACCCCUUCCUACUGUCUUAUCUCAGCAGGUUCGACGUGGACUUCACGGAGGUCCACAGCUACAUGACCCGGGGCGAGGCCAUCCUACAGAGCCCAGAGUUCUCUGUGUCACGCAAGGACGGCAGCAUUCAGGAGCUGCAUGACAAAGUCCAGGUGAUCGAGAGAGAGCGGCCAGAGAAAUACCGAAAGCUCCAGGAAGCAACACGCACAGCGCAGACCCUGGUCGAGCAGGAAGGGAGUCGUGCUGAUGACAUCGCCCAGGCAGCGGAGCAGCUGAACCAGCGUUGGGUGGGAUUCUGUGCCCUGUUGGCAGACAGGCUGGCAUGGCUGACUUACCAGACAAAGGUGCUGGCCUUCUACAGCUUAUAUGGGCAGUGUGAGCAGGCUGUGGAAAGCAGUGAGAACUGGCUCAAAGUCCAGGCACCUCCAGCAUCUGAACCGGAAACACUCAAAGUGCAACUGGACCGAUGCCAGCACUUUACUGAGGAAGUGGCUCGCCUUGCCUCCCUGCUGCCUCAGAUGGAUGUUUUGGAGAGGCAGCUGAAGGAGCUGAAGGAGGAGAAGGAAGGAGAGGAGGACCCUUCUUACUUCCUGGAUGCCGACAUCAAUGCCCUCAAAGAGCACUACCAGCAGGUCAUGGAGGAUCUGAGGGCGAGAGAGAGAAUGUUACAACUGGUUUUAGAGAGCUUGCCCCCGGCUCGUUAUAAGGAAACCAUAUCGACACUGUUGGCAUGGUUACAACAGUGCGAGGCCAAGCUGGCCAUCCCAUCUACUGCAGUUACAGAGUAUCCUAUAAUGGAACAGAGACUGAAGGACAUUCAGGCCCUCCAGGUAGCUCUGGCUGAACACCAAGGGGAAGUAGAUUACCUGACCUCAACUGUGGAGCAGGUCUUCCAGAAAGCUCCACCAGACAUCAGCCAAAAGUAUCGCAUAGAGAUGGAUGCCGUCAUGGCACGUUGGAGACAACUCGGCACCAUGCUGACAGACAACACCCAGAGAAUCCAGGAGCUCAUGGCCAAACUGAUGCAGUUUGAGAAUGAUGUAAAGACGUUAAAAAAGUGGAUGGCAGAUGUGGAUGUGUUCCUGAACGAGGAAUGGCCAGCACUUGGAGACUCUGAAGCUCUGGAGAAACAGUUAGAGCAGUGCACGGCUCUGGUGAAUGACAUCCACACCAUCCAACCCAGCGUCAACGGCAUCAAUGAAGUGGGCCUGUACCUAAAGAAAGAAGCCGAGCCACCGUUUGCCAUCCACAUCCAGAAAGAACUGGACGAUCUCAACGGCCAGUGGGAGAACGUCUGCAAACAGGCCUAUGCUAAGAAGUCCGCUCUGAAAGGCGGCCUUGAUAAGACCAUGGCUCUGAGGAAGGAGAUGCAGGAGAUGCAGGAGUGGAUCAACCAGGCUGAGGAAGACUACCUGGAGAGAGAUUUCACAUACAAGACACCCGAAGAGCUACGCAAGGCUGUGGAGGAGCUUAAGAGGGCCCAGGAAGAGGUCCACUCCAAGGAACAAAAGGUCAAACUCCUGACUGACAGUGUCAACAGUUUCAUUGCCAAGGCCCCACCCACGGCCCAUGAUGCCUUGCGGUCUGAAUUGGAGGUGUUGACGGCCAACUACCAACAACUCUGUAGCCGGCUGGAUGGGAAAUGUAAGACUCUGGAGGAGGUUUGGGCAUGUUGGUGUGAGUUGCUCUCCUACCUGGAGCAGGAACAUGCCUUCCUGGACCAGCUGGAGCAGAAGCUGGAUGAGACUGAAAGCCUCCAAGGAGGUGCAGAGCAGCUGCAGGAGGCGCUGGAUAGUCUAGAGGUUCUUUUGCAACACCCGGAGGACAACAGAAACCAGAUUCGGGAGCUGGCCCAGACGCUGAUGGACGGAGGCGUUCUGGAUGAACUUAUACAGCAAAAACUGGACGCUUUCAACAUUCGAUGGGACGAGCUUAUGGCAAGGGCAGCGCUCAGGCAGAAGGAAUUGGAGAAGAGUGUCAAGUGGGCCCAGGAGAACGACAAGACGCUGAGACAGAUCCAGGAUUCGCUGGCCAACACCGACCGCCACCUCACGGCGUACCUGGCUGACCUUAUAGACGCCCAGCAGAUACCGCAGGAGGCUCAGAAAAUCCAAUCGGAGCUGAAAGGCCAUGAUGCGACCCUGGAGGACAUGAGGAAGAAGAACCAGGAUAAAGAGUCGUCCCAGAGGAUUAUGGGACAGAUAGAUCUUACCCAGAAAAUGCUGACAGACGUGUGGACGAAGUUCCGCCUCUUUCAGAAACCGGCAAACUUUGACAGUCGACUGGCCGAGUGUGAGCGCUUGUUGGCUGGGGUCAAAAGCCAGGUGGGGGUGCUGGACAUCCGCAGUGUGGAGCAGGAUGUGGUGCAGUCACAGCUGGAUCAGUGCAUGAAGUUGUACAAGGUGCUGAGUGAAGUGAAAGGGGAGGUGGAAACAGUGAUAAAAACAGGCAGACAGAUUGUUCAGAGGCAGCAGACAGAGCAGCCCAAAGAGCUGGACGACAGGGUGACCGCCCUCAAACUGCUCUACAACCAGCUGGGCUCACAGGUAACUGAGAGUAAACUGGAGCUGGAGAAAAGUCUGAAGUUGUCUAGGAAGCUGCGUAAGGAGCUGAACGGGCUGACUGAGUGGCUCGCCGCAACUGACGCUGAACUGACCAGGCGCUCUGCCGUGGACGGUAUGCCCAGUGACCUGGAGGCCGAGGUGGCAUGGGCACAGUCCAUCCACGGGGAGACGGAGAGGCGUCAGCCACAGCUACAGGCCGUUGUGGACCUUGCAGAGGCCCUCAAGGCGGUGCUCCGGGGUCACGGGGGCCUGGUGGACGACAAAGUCAGUCUGCUGCGCUGCAACUGGAUCGCAGUCACAUCCAGAGCAGAAGAAUGGCUCAACCUGCUGCUGGACUACCAACGACAGAUGCAGAAGUUGGAUGGAGAGAUUAAGGAAGUGAACGAAUGGAUCGACGGAGCAGAUAAAAAGAUGGACGAGAUGGACAGCCAGGGGCCCAACAACGCUGUGCUGAAGGUGUUGCGUGCAGAGCUGGAGCUGACGAGGGGUAAGAUGGAGGAGGUGAGAGAUCUGGCCCAGGAGCUCAUGUGCACCAGGGGGGAGAACUGCCAGGCCCAGGUGGGACCCAAAGUGGAGCAGCUCAACGAGAGAUUUGCCACCAUCGCAGAACGCGUCGCCUCCAUCCAGAAUGCAGCGUCAGCCAAGGAGCUGGAGCAGUACCACAGUGAAGCACAGAUCUGGCUGGAUCUCCUGGAGGAGGAAGUCAAACAGGGGGAAAACCUCAAGGAGGAGGACUUCCAGGAGAACAAGGACUUUGAGGAAAGUGCAGUGAAGGAGUUACUGUUGAAAGGCGAGAAUCUACAGAAGAGAGUCCUGGAUCAGGAUAAGAGAGAGCAACUCAGGCUAAAGCACAACCAGCUCAACAGCAAGUACAACACUGUCAAGGACCUGCGUGUGCUAAGGAACAGGAAGGCGUUGGCCAUUGCUCCCCAGUGGUACCAGUACAGGAGAAAGUCACAUGACCUCCUAGCCUGGCUGGAUGACAUCCAACGCAGCGUGGACCAACUUCCUGACCCCCCUGAAGGAGAGAGGGUCAAGGAAAUUGACUCAGAGUUCGACAAGAAGAAGGAGGAGCUUAACGAGGUGCAGGGCUUAGCCAAUCAGCUCUCAGAAGCUGGAGCCGCCAAUCUAGUGGAGCCCCGCCAACUCCAACUCAACACGCGCUGGGUUGAGGUGGAGGGCAAGUUCAUACCCUUCAAAAGACUAUGUGGGUACCUAACAGAGCUGCAGGCAUUGCUGCGUUCAGUGUCAGAGACGGACUUCAAGCUGAACUCCCCUGAAUACUGGCCUGCAGCUUAUUAUAACCUGCCUCAACAAGAGCAUUGCCUGAAGGAGGUGAAAGGGAGCAUCGACGAGUUGAGAUGCCCUGUGGCUGGAGCAGUGGCCCGCAGAGAAGAGAUGGUGUCUGGAGCUCGGCCUCUGGAGGGUCACAAGAUCCAGGAGACCACCACCCUCCUCAAUACUAACUGGGACAAACUGAAUAAGCUCUACCAAGACAGACUGAAGCGUUGGCAGGAUUGCAAUUCGAAGUGGCAGAAGUUUGUUUCGGAUCAGAAGGCGAUGGAGAAGUGGCUGAAUGACGCUGAGAACCAUUUGAGACUGGCUGAAAGUGAGCCAGCAGGACAGAGACAGCACCUCAGGGACCUGACGGAGGCCAUACCUCUUCAGGAAGUGGUUUUGUGUAGAGUGAACUCCGUAGGAGAGGACAUCAGUCAGUUGAGCACACCAGACGAUGCAUCGCGGCUCCGAACACAGCUCAAAUUACUCAACACUCGCUGGGCUAACGUCUGCAAGCAGCUCAACGAGCACAAGAGGAGGUCUGCAGAGGCACGCACGGCGACUGCAGAGCUGCAGGAGAACAUGGGCUCCAUGCUGGGCUGGUUGGACAAAGCAGAGUGCAUCCUUGACAUCCCUUUGCAGCCUGCAGAGCCACAGCACAUCAGAGACACUCUGGGCAAAGUCCAGACGCGUGUGGGGGAGCUUCCUGCCAAGAAGAUGGCGAUGGAGGACCUGAACUCCAGACACAAACAGAUAACGCUUCCUGCUGACAGACAGAAAGACAUCAGGGUCAUCAACACUCGCUGGGCUCAGGUGUCCAAGGCUCUGCCUGAGCGUCAGCUGGAGAUUGAGGGUCUACUGCGGGAGCUGGAGAAGUUCCAGGGUCAGCUGGACGCUCUCUCGGCCUGGGCGUCCAGUACCAGGACCACGCUAGAGCAUGGCCCUGAGGAGCCACCACCAAGGCUCAUUGAGGAAGUGCAAGUCAAACAGCCAGAAGUGGAGUUUGCAUUGGAGCGAGCUGAUCAACUGUACAGUCGUCCUAGUCAACCUGACAAGGUGAAGCAUGUCAAGCUAAGGGAAGACUGGACUGUGAUCCUGGAGCUGAUGCGGCAGCAUAAGGAGAGGAUGGCUGCUCUGCUAGUAGCCAAAAAAGCCAAUGAAAGUUUGACAGGAAGUUCCCAGCCUGAAUCUGCGGUACUGGCUCAGUUCAACAAGUCCUGGGCUGAGCUCACCGAUUGGCUGACCAUGUUGGAUAACAUGGUGCAGAACAAGCGUGUGGUGGUGGCUGACCUGGAUGACAUCAAUGACAACACUGGCAUUCUCAAGGUAUCUCUGCAGGAGCUGGACCAGCGUCGCCCACUCCUGGAGAGACAAGUGACAGCAGCCCAGAACCUGAAGAACAAAACCAGCAACCAGGAGACCCGUAAUGCUAUCACUGAACGCAUUGACAGGCUUCAGACUCACUGGGAAGACUCUCAGACCAAACUCUCUGAUAGGACAAAGCAGCUCCACAAUAUGCUGCAGGACUCUACUGAUUGGCUGGAUGCCAGGAAGGGAGUGGAUCACCUCAUCAAAAGGGCCAGUGAGAGGUUGGAGUCCUGGCAGGAAAUCACAUACACGGUGGAAGCAUUGAAGAAACAAAACGCCGAACUGAAGCUGUUUGUGAAGGAGCUGGAGCAGUGGCAGGGUCAGGUCGAUGAAACCAACGCACUGGCUGACAAACUCCUAACGCUGUAUGCCAAUGACGACACACACAAGGUCACCCAGGUCAACGACAACAUGGUGGCAACCUGGACACACAUCAGCAGGCGUGUUUUGGACAGAGAGGCAGCUCUGGAGGCAGCUCUGAAGCUACUGCAGCAGUUCUACCUCAACCUGGAGAAGUUCCUCAACUGGCUGACGGAGGCUGAGACAACCUGCAAUGUUUUAAUAGAUGCCACCAACAAGGAUAAAAUGCAGGAGCAGCCGGAGGCAGCCAAGAACCUGUUGGCACAGUGGAAGGACCUCCAGGCAGAGAUUGACGGCCACACAGAGCUGUAUCACUCUCUAGAUGACAAUGGGCAGAGAAUUGUGACCUCACUGGGGGACUCAGAGGACGGUUCCCUGCUCCAGAGACGCUUGGACAACAUGAACUACCGCUGGAACGACCUGCGCAACAAGACCCUUAGCAUGAGGGCCCACCUGGACUCCGAGAUGGCCUCGUGGAAGAGGCUCCAUAUGUCGCUGCAGGAACUGUUGAACUGGCUGAGACUCAAAAGUCAACAGCUCGAAAAGGAGCCCCCUGUUAGGGGGGACGUCCCCGCCGUGCAGACACAACUGGACACACACCGAUGCUUCAAAAGGGACUUGAGAGCUAAAGAGCCAGUUGUGACAAAGGCUCUGGACGAUGUGGGGGUUUUUCUAUCUGUGCUGCCCCGAGACACACCGUCACCUGAGCAGAGAGAUAUCAGCCCAGAGGAGCGUGCCCAGAACGUUGGGCGAGUCUUACGCAAAGAAGCAGAUGACGUGGUGAACAAGUGGGAUAGGCUCAAUGCCGACUCGGACGACUGGCAGAGGAGUUUGGAACUGGCUCUGGAUCGGCUUAUGGAGCUUCAGGAGGCGGAGGACCUUGUGGACGGACAGCUGAGGCAGGCCGAGAUGGUAAAGGAGGCGUGGGAACCCGUUGGUGACCUGCUGAUCAACUCCCUGCCAGAGCAUAUCGACAGAGUCAAGGAGUUCCAGGAAGAGAUUGCUCCGAUUAAGGAUGACGUAGUACACAUGAACCAGUUGGCGUCCACUUUUGGUCCACCCGACAUCCAGCUGUCGCCUUGCAACCUGGAACGCAUUGAAGAUCUCAACACGCGCUGGAGGCUGCUCCAGGUUACCGUGGAUACAGGAAAAGGCAACUUAGGCAGAAAUGGAUUGGGUGAGGUGGAUUUAAAGAUCUCUAUCAAUGAACAUCUAAAGCAGCUGACGGACGCUCAAAGGGACUUUGGCCUUCUGCAUGCAGGAUCUGUAGAGAGUCCCUUUGAGCAGGGCAUCUCCCCAAACAAUGUACCCUACUACAUAAAUGAGAAAGAUGGACCUGACCAGAUGACCAAGACCCUCCACCAAACCCAGACAACAUGCUGGGACCAUCCCAAGAUGGCCGAGCUCUACCAGUCUCUGGCCGACCUGAACAAUGUGCGAUUCUCGGCCUACCGAACAGCCAUGAAGCUCAGGCGUCUGCAGAAAGCUCUCUGCUUGGACUUGCUGAGCAUGCCAAUGGCUUGUGAGGUGUUCGACCAGCAUGGUCUGAAGCAGAACGAGCAGCUGUUGGACAUCUCCCAGCUGGUCACCUGUCUGACCAGCCUGUACCAGCAGCUGGAGCAGAGUCACUCUCACCUGGUCAAUGUCCCGCUGUGCGUGGACAUGUGCCUUAACUGGCUGCUCAACGUCUACGACACUGGUCGAACCGGAAAGAUCCGGACUCUGUCAUUCAAAACUGGAAUCAUCUCACUCUGCAAGGCUCACCUGGAGGAUAAAUACAGAUACCUGUUCAGACAGGUUGCCAGCGCAACAGGUUUCUGUGACCAGCGCCGCCUGGGCCUCCUCCUCCACGACUCCAUCCAGAUCCCCCGGCAGCUGGGCGAGGUUGCCUCUUUCGGGGGCUCUAACAUUGAGCCUUCCGUCCGCAGCUGCUUCCAGUUUGCCAAUAACAAACCUGAACUGGAAGCCGCCAUGUUCCUGGACUGGAUGCGUCUGGAGCCUCAGUCCAUGGUGUGGUUACCCGUCCUGCACCGUGUGGCCGCUGCCGAGACUGCCAAGCACCAGGCCAAGUGUAACAUCUGCAAGGAGUGUCCUAUCAUAGGAUUCAGAUAUCGGAGUCUGAAACAUUUCAACUAUGACAUUUGCCAAAGCUGCUUCUUCUCCGGUCGCGUUGCCAAGGGACAUAAGAUGCAGUACCCCAUGGUUGAGUACUGCACUCCGACUACAUCAGGGGAAGAUGUCAGGGACUUUGCCAAGGUACUGAAGAACAAGUUCAGGACUAAACGCUACUUUGCCAAACAUCCACGCAUGGGCUACCUGCCUGUCCAAACCAUCCUGGAGGGAGACAACCUGGAAACUCCUGUCACUCUGAUCAACUUCUGGCCCAUAGACCAUGCGCCUGGAUCGUCCCCUCAGCUCUCACAUGACGACACACACACACGGAUCGAGCACUACGCCAACCGGUUAGCAGAAAUGGAGAAUCGUAAUGGCUCUUAUCUGAAUGACAGUAUCUCACCCAAUGAGAGCAUCGAUGACGAGCACAUGUUGAUCCAGCACUACUGCCAGUCUCUCAACCAAGGCUCUCCUCUCAGCCAACCCCGCAGCCCUGCCCAGAUCCUCAUCUCCAUGGAGACGGAGGAGAAGGGAGAGCUGGAGAGGGUGCUCAAUGACCUGGAGCAGGAGAACAGGAAGCUACAAUCCGAGUAUGACCGUCUGAAGAAGGCCCACGACAGGAAGGGCCUGUCCCCGCUCCCAUCGCCCCCGGAGAUGCUCCCCGUGUCGCCACAGAGCGCACGCGAUGCAGAACUCAUCGCCGAGGCCAAACUGCUGCGGCAGCAUAAAGGACGUCUGGAGGCCCGUAUGCAGAUACUAGAGGACCACAACAAACAGCUGGAGUCCCAACUGCACAGGCUGAGACAGCUGCUGGAACAGACGGAUUCCAAGGUGAACGGCACAGCACUGUCCUCUCCUUCCACCUCCUCUCAGCGCUCUGACUCCUCCCUCCCUCUCCUCCGUGUGGCUGCCAGCCAGACUACUGAUACAAUGGGUGAUGACGAGCUGUCCAGCCCUUCCCUAGAUGCAUCUGGGCUGGAGGAAGUGAUGGAACAGCUCAAUAAUUCUUUUCCUCAUAGCCAGGGUCCCAGUAUUGGCAAUUUGUUCCACAUGGCCGAUGAUCUGGGCCGCGCCAUGGAGACACUAGUCAACGUGAUGACAGACGAGCAGAGCGCCGAACAGCACGAGGCCCUGCCCUUCUGAUCCAGCCCCCCCCCCCCCCCCAACCUCCCUCUCCUCUCCUCUCCUCCUCCUCCCUCCCUACCUAUCGCAUGCUUUUCUAGUCAAAACAACUGGAUUGGAAAUACAGUUUACAGAGAGAAUAUAUAACGUCUAUUUUUGUGAACGAUUGUGGUUUCAGCAAAGAUGCAUAAAAAACAAAAGAAAAACAUACCUUGUAGAUUUCAGUAGUUUCUUAAAAUGUCCUGAAGUCGUUUUAUUAUUAACAGAGGCUGGUUUUUAAAAUUCUAUGCAAUUGUAUAAAACAAGAGUGUGGUGGGGGGAGGGCAAAGAGAGAUGAUAUACCAGUAAGUGUGUUAAGUGUGGUCUAAUAUUUGACAUCUCUUUGUAACUGGGGAAAUAGCAGAAGCAUUUCAGACAUUUGUAUAAAAAUGAAUGUUUGUAAUCAUAAGGGUGCUUUCUAAGAGGAAAACGUCUUUCUAUAACAGCGUACACUACUGUCAAGGUAAUGCAGGCAUCCUGGAUCUUUACAGUACGUUGUGUGUGUGACUGUGUGUGAGCUUGUGUAUGCGUGUUUGGGUGGUGGUGCCUAAUUUCCACAUUACAGCUUUUUUUUUUGGCUUUGGCUGGCAAACCUCAUAUUUGUAGAAUUAAUUUAUCCACUCAUCCGUCCAUAUAUCCAUCCAUCAAUCUGUUAAUCAUCUUUAUGAUUUACAUCUCCAUGGCAACAGUUUUUAUCCCUUAAUUGUUUUCAACACAGUGUACUGUGUGCAUAAACAGAUGUUCUAAUAGGCUUGAUUCAGAACUGAGACAUGUCAACAAGGUCAAUAAAAACCUAAUGCACAUAAUGGGAAAUAAUUAGACAUAAUUGGGAAGCAUUUGGAUUCCAUUUUACAAUCGUCAAACUACAUAAUUUGUGGGUGUUCCAUCUUGUGAAGGGCUCCUUGCAUGGGUGUAAUAUGGCCUCAAAAAUAUAAAAUGCAAGUCUCCUUCAA
This is a messenger RNA of Etheostoma cragini (Arkansas darter), 12316 nucleotides long. RefSeq names its product dystrophin-like. Bases 699 to 11345 code for a protein of 3548 amino acids. Gene Ontology annotation, biological process: synaptic signaling. Gene Ontology annotation, cellular component: plasma membrane. Lineage: Eukaryota; Metazoa; Chordata; Actinopteri; Perciformes; Percidae. Gene Ontology annotation, molecular function: zinc ion binding; protein binding. The record is from RefSeq and is a predicted model, not a curated record. The transcript is spliced from 86 exons.